CAAAGGGUGUUGUUGGGUUUUGGUGAAUUGUUACAACUCAGAGUGCUGUGAGACCCAGAAGAAUCUGAGUGACAAGUAGAACCAGUUGUUGCGGUUUGAGGCCUGGUUCAGCCAUUAUGGAAACCGAGCUAACUAAUACUCCGGGCAAACCUUCUGGAACUGUUCUUCCCUAUGUUGGUGUUGCUUGCCUUGGAGCCAUUUUAUUUGGCUAUCAUCUUGGGGUGGUUAAUGGUGGUCUUGAGUACGUUGCUAAGGAUCUUGGAAUCACCGAAAACACUGUACUACAAGGAUGGAUUGUCAGCACGCUACUUGCGGGUGCUACUGUUGGUUCAUUUACUGGUGGAGCAUUGGCUGACAAAUUUGGCCGAACUAGGACUUUUCAGUUUGAUGCAAUCCCUCUAGCAAUUGGAGGAUUUCUUUGUGCUAUAGCCCAGAGUGUUCAUACAAUGAUUAUUGGUCGCUUGCUUGCUGGUAUAGGAAUUGGUGUUACAUCUGCUAUUGUACCACUUUACAUAUCUGAGAUUUCUCCAACUGAAAUUCGUGGUGCACUUGGAUCUGUUAAUCAACUCUUUAUAUGCAUUGGGAUUCUUGCAGCACUUGUGGCUGGUUUGCCUCUGGCAGGAAAUCCUAUAUGGUGGCGGACAAUGUUUGGAAUCACUGUAAUUCCAUCCCUUCUGUUAGCACUUGGAAUGGCAAUUUCUCCAGAAAGUCCCCGGUGGCUUUUUCAGCAAGGGAAAGUCUCCGAAGCUCAAAAGGCUAUUAAAACACUGUAUGGAAAAGAAAGAGUUGCUUUGGUUAUGCGUGACUUGACAGCAGCAAGUCGAGGUUCUUCUGAACCUGAAGCAGGAUGGUUUGAUCUAUUUAGUAGCCGAUAUUGGAAAGUUGUCAGUGUUGGGGCAGCACUUUUUUUGUUCCAGCAGUUGGCUGGAAUAAAUGCUGUGGUAUAUUAUUCAACUUCUGUUUUCCGCAGUGCUGGAAUUGCUUCCGAUGUUGCAGCAAGUUCCCUGGUUGGUGCAUCAAAUGUUUUUGGAACUAUUGUUGCUUCCUCCUUGAUGGAUAGACAAGGAAGGAAAAGUCUCCUUAUUGCAAGCUUCAGUGGAAUGGCUGCUUCUAUGUUGCUUCUUUCUCUGUCUUUUACUUGGAAUGUCCUUGCACCAUACUCUGGCACCCUAGCAGUCCUUGGGACUAUCCUCUAUGUCUUAUCCUUCUCUCUUGGUGCUGGUCCUGUACCUUCCCUUCUUCUACCAGAGAUAUUUCCAUCUAGAAUAAGAGCAAAAGCAAUUUCUUUGUCAUUAGGCACACAUUGGAUCUCCAACUUUGUUAUUGGGCUCUAUUUCUUGAGUGUGGUAAACAAGUUUGGGAUCAGCAUCGUAUACUUGGGGUUCUCAACUGUUUGUUUUGUUGCUGUCUUGUACAUAGCUGGUAAUGUUGUGGAAACAAAGGGUCGCUCAUUGGAAGAAAUAGAACGUGCUCUUUGUCUUGCAACUUAACAUCGUUCAGAAAUGCAUCUGGUCGUAUUUCUUAUGAAAUUAAACUGUGAACCUUUACAGUGUUAUUGAAUUUU
Messenger RNA from Gastrolobium bilobum, 1564 nucleotides. RefSeq names its product plastidic glucose transporter 4-like. Gene Ontology annotation, cellular component: membrane. The record is from RefSeq and is a predicted model, not a curated record. NCBI's taxonomy places the organism in Eukaryota, Viridiplantae, Streptophyta, Magnoliopsida, Fabales, Fabaceae. Bases 117 to 1490 code for a protein of 457 amino acids. The transcript has 12 exons. Gene Ontology annotation, biological process: transmembrane transport; carbohydrate transport. Gene Ontology annotation, molecular function: carbohydrate:proton symporter activity.